Terrapene triunguis (Three-toed box turtle) is the source of this 1228-nucleotide messenger RNA. RefSeq names its product coiled-coil domain-containing protein 190-like. NCBI's taxonomy places the organism in Eukaryota, Metazoa, Chordata, Testudines, Emydidae. The record is from RefSeq and is a predicted model, not a curated record. The transcript has 3 exons. Bases 129 to 1043 code for a protein of 304 amino acids.
CCCACCUCCUGCACUCGAAGUGCCAGAGUGGGAAAUCAGCCUUGACAGGUCCCUUCCGUGGUGCUGUGCUGUUAUCUGGGACUUCCCAGCCUAGGAGGGGAGCAGCUCUCGGCAUCAUACAUCGGUCUAUGGCAGAGGGAGACCCAUCCAGGCGCUGGGAGCUGGAGAGACAGGAUGUCAAGCGGGCUGAAGCCCGGCUCAGCCAUGGGCUGCAGGACUUAGAGGAAGCACGACUCUACCAAAUGAAUUCAAUGAUCAAAGAGCAGAGGCAGAUCCAGAAGGAGCUACAGAAACUGCAACAAGGCAAUUCCCAGAAGAAGGCCCAUGCGACUCUCGGGGACCUCUCCCAGGAGGUUGGUAAAAGGCCAGCUCUGCCCAUGCUCCCCACUUCGUCAGGGCAGCAGCACAGCAAGAGACAAGUGGAGCAACUGAGAGCACCGAGAAGUAUUUUGCCCAAGAUGGAGGGACCCAGACAGGCAGCCCAAUCACCCUUGCAGCAUCAGACAUGCGACCAUGAUGUCCUGGAUGAUGCGGGGCAGGAGUCCUCUGGAAGGCAUGGGUCAACUUCAACACGCACCCAGGCCAAAGCUGCAAGCUCCAUCACAGACAUCAGCCUGUCAGACCUCAGGCAUUCCAUCGCUAGGCGGCUGAGCACCUCUGCCAAUCUGGCAGAGCAGGAAGAAACCAACAGCCAAGGAGAGCUGGGUACAGGCCCCACAGUGCUGCCCCGUGGACAGACAGAGGCCAGCGAUGUGGAUGGCAGUGACACCAUGCCCAAGCCCACUAGCUGCACAGAGAGAAGGAAGCCUUCCCUUGGCCACGAGAAGCUAAGUUCUGAUACAGAUCCAUAUGCCCCCGACAGAAGCCACCUCAGACCCAUGCACAGCAGGCCUGGGUUUCUGGAGUUGUAUGCUGAAGCCAGGAAGGCCCGGUAUAUCCGGCACAAGGGCAUUCCAGCCUCAGAGAAGGAACUCAGCCUGCAAGAGAUCUUUGGGCAUGAAAACAGCUUAGACCCCAGCCCCCCAGGAGCAGCACAACCCUGAAUGAUGGCUCCUUCCCCUAAGGGAGGCUUGUGAGGGUCAGCCACAGGAAAAGGUGGUCUGCCCUGCUGUCUGGAACAGCCAGCUAGCCGGGGUUAUAAAGUCGUAGAUUGUAAGUCUUAGGGGGCUUAUUCCUUCACCCGCUCACUUCCCUGGUCCUUCUCGCAUGAACAGAGAGCAACAAUACC